AUGGAUGAGCGAGAUGAAAAUCACUUGAUUAAUGAGAUGAAAACGAAUCGUGACACAACACUUCGGGGUCUUACCACCUUCAUGUCUGACACCUUAGGGCAUUCCAUCCCCAAGUCUUCCAUUCGUCGAACUAUUCGUAGAUCUGGAUUAUUUUCUUGUUUACGUUUUUUCAGCUGGGAUGGCAAUACUAGAGUAUUGCGAUAUCCUCAAGAAGGACACAGAGAAGAGUUCAUUACAACAAGACUGCAGUGUGAAGGAGUCUCUAUUAUGGUUUGGGGCUGUGUACGAGCAGGAGGAGUUGGCCCAUUGAAAACCAUAAAAAACACGCUUGACCAGUAUGCAUAUAUGGACAUGAUGAAAAGAAAGCUUCUUCCAUUUAUGGAAUAUCUCAGUGAGAACAAUGAUGGGGAGUUUAUCUACCAAGAAGAUAAUGCUCCUUGUCCUAAGUCUAAGCUUGCAGAAGAGUAG
Phycomyces blakesleeanus NRRL 1555(-) is the source of this 468-nucleotide messenger RNA. RefSeq lists its product as hypothetical. The transcript has 2 exons. The record is from RefSeq and is a predicted model, not a curated record. The coding region runs from base 1 to 468 and encodes 155 amino acids. NCBI's taxonomy places the organism in Eukaryota, Fungi, Mucoromycota, Mucoromycetes, Mucorales, Phycomycetaceae. Gene Ontology annotation, molecular function: nucleic acid binding.